CACCGGGGUGGGUUCGUUGAGAUCCCUGGCGGUGUUUCACGGGAGAGCGCUUGAGCUUAGACGCGAGGAGAGGAGCAUAUAGAGGAGGAGUGGGCUUAGACGAGGCGAGGAGGUGCAUAGAGUGGACGAGCGUUCAAAAAUACUUUCGUCGUUGACCAGGGGCGCACACCUGCUGUCCGAGCGCCCUCCCUUCCCCGCCAGUAGUUCCGAUUUUGUCCAAGGCGCAGCGCUGCCACCGGCACUACUUAAAGACGCCCCCCUUCUACGGCUUUGCCCGUUGAAGCGAAGUCCCCAGUGUGCCGUUAACAGACACUACUCAAAGCAACACCCUCAAACAUGCGACAACAGUGAAAACUCCAAGUGAUUGUGUGGGCACUCUCUAUAGACUGUCAGUGAUAUUUUUUUUUCUUCAUACGGGAUCGAACCUAGACAAUAGUAUACGCACGUUCAUAAGUGUGAGCGUGUAACCGUCCAAAAUGGAAGACGGUCAUAUGAAAACCGUUGAAGAGGCUCUGACCUACUUCAGCGUUGACCAAGAGAGGGGGUUGUCUCUUGACCAAGUCAAGAGGAAUCAGGAAAAAUACGGGCCCAACGAAUUGCCAACUGAAGAAGGAAAAUCAGUAUGGCAGUUAGUACUGGAACAAUUCGAUGACUUAUUAGUCAAGAUUUUAUUAUUAGCCGCUAUUAUUUCUUUUGUACUCGCGUUAUUUGAAGAACAUGAUGACCAGUUGACUGCGUUUGUUGAACCUUUUGUCAUCUUGUUGAUCUUGAUUGCCAAUGCCGUCGUAGGUGUAUGGCAGGAACGAAAUGCCGAAUCAGCCAUCGAAGCGUUGAAAGAAUACGAGCCCGAGAUGGGCAAAGUGAUCAGGUCGGACAAGUCCGGUGUGCAGAAGAUCAGGGCCAAGGAGAUUGUGCCCGGAGACAUCGUCGAAAUCUCAGUCGGUGACAAGAUUCCCGCUGACUUGAGGAUCAUCAAGAUCUACUCGACAACAUUGAGGAUCGAUCAGUCCAUCCUGACUGGAGAAUCCGUCUCAGUCAUCAAGCACACUGACCCCGUUCCUGACCCACGUGCUGUCAAUCAGGACAAGAAGAACAUUCUGUUUUCGGGCACCAAUGUGGCCGCUGGCAAGGCGCGCGGUCUGGUAAUCGGCACCGGUCUGAACACCGCCAUCGGCAAGAUCCGUACCGAGAUGUCGGAGACUGAGGAGGUCAAGACUCCACUGCAACAGAAGUUGGACGAGUUCGGUGAACAGCUGUCCAAGGUCAUCUCGGUCAUCUGCGUUGCUGUCUGGGCCAUCAACAUCGGUCACUUCAACGAUCCCGCCCAUGGCGGUUCCUGGAUCAAGGGUGCCGUGUACUACUUCAAGAUCGCCGUCGCCCUGGCUGUGGCCGCCAUUCCGGAAGGUCUGCCCGCUGUGAUCACCACCUGUCUGGCCCUGGGUACUCGCCGCAUGGCCAAGAAGAACGCCAUUGUGCGCUCUCUGCCCUCCGUCGAGACGCUCGGCUGCACAUCUGUCAUCUGCUCCGACAAGACUGGCACGCUCACCACCAACCAGAUGUCCGUCAGCAGACUGUUCUUCUUCGACAAGAUUGAAGGAGGCGACAGCUCAUUCCUUGAGUUCGAGAUGACUGGAUCCACAUACGAGCCAAUCGGCGACCUCUUCCUGAAGGGCCAGAAGGCCAAGGCUUCCGACUACGAAACCCUCCACGAGCUGGGAACAAUCUGUGUUAUGUGCAACGACUCCGCCAUUGACUUCAACGAAAUUAAGCAGUGCUUUGAGAAGGUUGGUGAAGCCACCGAGACCGCUCUGAUUGUGUUGGCCGAGAAACUGAACCCCUUCGGCGUGCCGAAGACCGGCCUGGACCGCCGUACCGCCGCCAUUGUUGUGCGCCAGGACAUCGAGACCAAGUGGAAGAAGGAGUUCACCCUGGAGUUCUCGCGCGAUCGCAAGUCCAUGUCGUCCUACUGUGUACCGCUCAAGAGCUCCAAGCUCGGCUCCGGACCCAAGCUGUUUGUCAAGGGUGCGCCAGAAGGUGUGCUUGAGAGGUGCUCACACGCUCGUAUUGGAGGCAACAAGGUUCCUCUGACCUCGACACUGAAGAACCGCAUCCUGGACCUGACCCGCCAGUACGGUACCGGCCGCGACACCCUCCGCUGCCUGGCUCUGGCCACCUGCGACUCCCCCAUGAAGCCCGACGAGAUGGACCUCGGAGACUCGACCAAGUUCUACACCUACGAGGUGAACCUCACCUUUGUCGGCGUUGUCGGCAUGUUGGACCCGCCGCGUAAGGAGGUCUUCGACUCCAUCCAGCAGUGCCGUGCCGCUGGUAUCCGUGUCAUCGUCAUCACUGGUGAUAACAAGGCAACAGCUGAAGCUAUCUGCAGACGUAUCGGUGUGUUCGGUGAAGAUGAAGACACAACUGGCAAGUCCUACUCUGGCCGCGAAUUCGACGAUCUGCCCGUCGCCGAACAGAAGGCCGCCUGCGCCCGCUCCCGUCUCUUCUCCCGUGUCGAGCCCGCCCACAAGUCAAAGAUUGUUGAGUUCUUGCAGAGCAUGAAUGAAAUUUCCGCCAUGACUGGAGACGGUGUGAAUGACGCUCCCGCCCUGAAGAAGGCCGAGAUCGGAAUUGCGAUGGGUUCAGGAACAGCUGUUGCCAAGUCGGCCGCCGAGAUGGUGUUGGCUGAUGACAACUUCUCCUCCAUUGUGGCCGCCGUUGAGGAGGGCCGUGCCAUCUACAACAACAUGAAGCAGUUCAUCCGCUACCUCAUCUCAUCCAACAUUGGUGAAGUCGUCAGUAUCUUCUUGACAGCCGCUCUGGGUCUCCCCGAAGCGCUGAUCCCCGUGCAACUGUUGUGGGUCAACCUGGUCACUGACGGUCUCCCCGCCACCGCCCUCGGUUUCAACCCCCCUGACCUGGACAUCAUGAGCAAACCACCCCGUAAGGCCGACGAGGGUCUCAUCUCCGGCUGGCUGUUCUUCCGCUACCUGGCCAUUGGUGGAUAUGUCGGCGCUGCUACCGUCGGUGCUGCCGCCUGGUGGUUCAUGUACUCGCCCUACGGACCUCAGAUGUCUUACUAUGCUCUCACUCACCAUCUGUCGUGCAUUGGCGGUGGAGAGGAGUUCAAGGGCAUUGACUGCCACAUCUUCCACGACCCCCAUCCCAUGACCAUGGCUCUCUCCGUACUUGUCACCAUUGAGAUGUUGAACGCCAUGAACAGCUUGUCUGAGAACCAGUCUCUGAUCUCAAUGCCUCCCUGGAGCAACCUCUGGCUCAUCGGUUCCAUGGCUCUGUCUUUCACUCUUCACUUCGUCAUCCUCCAUGUUGAAAUUCUUUCCACUGUAUUCCAAGUGACACCUCUGUCGGCCGACGAAUGGAUCACCGUGAUGAAAUUCUCGAUCCCAGUUGUGCUGCUCGACGAAACACUCAAGUUCAUCGCUAGAAAGUUCGCUGACGUCACGCCGGAGGUUGUUAAAGACAAAUGGUGAAAAGCUUCAAUUUUGUUUUAUUUUGUAAAAAAAUCAAUAAUUCUCAUCACAACGGACAAUAAUUUAUGCUUUGAGUAGUUUUAAUCUGAAACAAAUUCUGGAUAUCUUUUGUUAUUUAAGAUGGUAACUGUUAACGAAAAAAAUUGAAAAUAAAUUCAAGUAAAAAAUCAAAACUCGUGCUGCGGCUAUUCAUUUCAAAAUGUUUUUAGUGAUUUUUGGUUUUUGCUGUUUGAUUGUUUGAAAAAGUAGGAGUUAUUGUGAUUAAAAUCAGAUUGAACUGAUUUGUUGAGUGUACAAACGCUGUUAUAUUUCUUAUUGCUCUAUUCACUUGGCUUCUUUCUCAUUUUUCCAGUUGGAGAUGUUGCUAAAAGCAGUUGGUAAUUUGUCAACUGCCUUCCACUUUCUGUCUCUCUUCCAUGCUUCAGAUUUCUGCUUCUUCAUCUUCAUUCAUCGUUCAUUUCUUCUUAUCUUUCUUCUCACUUUCACCGAAAUUUCUUCAAUCUUAAUCACACAUACUUUCGCAAUAACAAACCUUCCCUUCCUCACAUUAAUAACCAUUCAUUAAUUUUCUCUUAUAAUUUAAUUCUCAGUUAACUCAGCAUCACCUCAUUCUAUAGCACUAAUCAUUCACCCUCUAACUGACAUUUUCCAUUAAUGUCUUCCCUAACAUUCUUAGCUUCUAGGCAUUUCUUAUUAAUUUAAAGUUAUAACUUCUCUAGCUAAUUUCAGAGUUGCCUAACUGUGGUUUUUCUAGAUAGACUGUUAUGCCCAGUAGUGUUCCAGUUUUUCAUUAAUAAAUCACCAUAUGCCAUUCGAGGUACGACUCGAAGUUAGUUACCUGGUGUAAUUGAAAAUCAAUAAUACUUCAGACUCAUCGAGAACUCUUCAAUUGUUUUGUUUUUUAUGUUAUUGUAUUUUGUUAUAUACAUUAUCUAGAUUAUAAAUAUUGAAAGUU
This is a messenger RNA of Nilaparvata lugens (brown planthopper), 4443 nucleotides long. RefSeq names its product calcium-transporting ATPase sarcoplasmic/endoplasmic reticulum type (gene SERCA). NCBI's taxonomy places the organism in Eukaryota, Metazoa, Arthropoda, Insecta, Hemiptera, Delphacidae. Gene Ontology annotation, biological process: intracellular calcium ion homeostasis; calcium ion transmembrane transport. The record is from RefSeq and is a predicted model, not a curated record. Gene Ontology annotation, molecular function: ATP binding; P-type calcium transporter activity; ATP hydrolysis activity. Gene Ontology annotation, cellular component: membrane.